AUGAGCUGCAGACGUGCUAGCAGACUCUUCUCAAAGGCUCUUGGGCAAAGGAACGUCUUGGUACAUGACCGCGGGCUGCUAACCCUGUCAUCCGUGGAAGGAUCGACGCAACCCCCUCUGGUCCAGGAUACCCUCCCGGCGUACUUUGCAAAGGAAAUCGUCGGCAAGCACAGGGAGCGCCCCGCUCUUAUAUCGAGACAUGAGAACCCCAGACCGUUUGGGGGACCUCUAUCGCGGAACCUGGGGCGCACGGACUGUCUUGCAUGGGACUACGACGAGUUCUCGAGGCAUGUGGAUGCGGUUGCCCGGGGUUUACUGAGCAUGGGGGUGAAGAAGGGGGACAGGGUAGCGGUUAUUAUGGGGAAUAGCAGUGCGUACGCAUCCCUGCAGUGGGCGUGUGCGAGCAUAGGUGCGAUUCUCGUGACAAUCAACCCUGCAUACCGCGUCUCGGAGCUGAUCAACACGUUGAAGGUUGUUGGCGUCAGCCAUCUCCUGCUCGUCCCAUGCAUCCGGACGUCCUCAUAUCUCAACAUGCUCGCGGACGAACUUCCCGCCCUCGCCAACUCACCACCAAGCAGCAUCCAGGAGGAGUCUCUCCCGGAGCUGCGCAAUCUCGUUGUGGUCGAUAAUACACACGACCCGGUGCAUUUUCAGAAACAUAUGGACACGAUGAAGUGCACCACGGAUUUUCGCGAGAUAUUAGUCUGGCGGGAAGACAGUAAAGAACAGAAGAUACUGAAGGAGAUUGGGAAGACACUGCACAAAGAUGAGGUUAUUAAUCUGCAGUUCACGAGUGGAACGACGGGAUUACCCAAGGCUGUCUCGCUGACGCAUCACAACCUGCUGAACAAUGGCCUUUCGAUAGGUCGCUGCAUGGACAUAAAUGAGACAGAUAUCCUGUGUAAGGUCCCCAUUCAGGCCCCGUGUCUGUCGGCUCACUUUACCUGGGGGCAGGCAACGUCCCGCCGCUCUUCCACUGCUUUGAUGAGCAACCUCGCGUUCUGGACGCACGGCGCGUGCAUCGUCUACCCGUCUGAGAUAUUCAAUCCGCAGCGCAUCGUCGACACCGUGGCGGAGGAGCGCUGCACGGCGCUGCAUGGGGUGCCGACACACUUCAUCGGCGUCCUCUCCGAGCUGAAGUGGAGGGAGGAGAAGGGGGAGAAGCCAGAUAUGAGUCAGCUAAGGACAGGGAUAGCGGCGGGCUCACCGAUUCCGAUUGAGCUGAUGCGGACGUUGGUGGAGAAGAUGAAUCUAAGGGAUUUGACUAUCGCGUACGGGAUGACGGAGACCAGCCCGGUGUCUUUCCAGACCACCACAAAGGAUCCACUCAUCAAGCGUGUCGAGACGGUGGGCAAGGUGCAGCCACAUGUAAAGGCCAAGAUCAUAAACCCGGAGGGGGAAGUCGUCCCCGUUAACACUCCGGGGGAGAUUUUCAUUGCGGGCUACCUCGUGCAGAAAGGGUACUGGGGAGACGAGGAGCAGACCAAAAUUGUGAUGAAGAGACACCCCGGGGAUGAUGAGACGCUGUGGAUGCACACGGGUGACGAGGGUAUCAUGGACGAGGAGGGGUACCUGAGAAUCGUUGGUAGGAUCAAGGACAUCAUCAUCCGCGGGGGCGAGAACCUCUUCCCGGUGCAGAUCGAGAACGUAUUGCACGCACACCCGGGCGUGCGAGAGGCAGCGGCGGUAGCGGUGCCCGACACGCGGUAUGGGGAGGUUGUCGGCGCGUGGAUAGUCAGGCAGCCGGACGCCCCAGCGGUGUCGAGGGAGGAGAUACGGAAGUGGGUGAGCGUGAGGAUGAAUCCCCAGAAUGCGCCCGCGUGGGUGUGGUUCGUGGCCGAGGAUGACGUCCCGGCGCAGGAGCUGCCUAAGACUGCCAGUGGGAAGGUGCAGAAACAUGUACUGCGGGGAUGGAGUAAGGAGCUUGCACAGAAGGGUGUAGGGCGGACUCAGGUGCUAUAG
Messenger RNA from Gloeophyllum trabeum ATCC 11539, 1962 nucleotides. RefSeq names its product acetyl-CoA synthetase-like protein. The record is from RefSeq and is a predicted model, not a curated record. NCBI's taxonomy places the organism in Eukaryota, Fungi, Basidiomycota, Agaricomycetes, Gloeophyllales, Gloeophyllaceae. Bases 1 to 1962 code for a protein of 653 amino acids. The transcript has 13 exons. Gene Ontology annotation, biological process: fatty acid metabolic process. Gene Ontology annotation, molecular function: medium-chain fatty acid-CoA ligase activity.